This is a messenger RNA of Alternaria burnsii, 423 nucleotides long. RefSeq lists its product as uncharacterized. Bases 1 to 423 code for a protein of 140 amino acids. Lineage: Eukaryota; Fungi; Ascomycota; Dothideomycetes; Pleosporales; Pleosporaceae. The transcript is spliced from 2 exons. The record is from RefSeq and is a predicted model, not a curated record.
AUGAGGACCGGCUUCGCUUUCGCACUACUAUUUGCCGCUAAGGUCUUUGCCCUCGAGGCGCCGAUUGCAGGUUAUAGCGUCGAGCCUUUCGAAUGGGAGGUUGACUAUCCCGACGGCAUCAGCUUGAUCAACGGCACCCUCGAAGACGUCCAGGCCGAGACAAGCAAGUACCCAGACUUUGCUAUCCGUUCCGACAACACAGUGGCGACAGAUGCCGAGUUGAAGAAACGCACCGAUUUCAGUAACGCAAGAGCCAUUUGCGGAAACUACCCAGAAGCACCUUCUAGACAGAUUAAUAGUAGGAUAAACUAUCUUAGGGGCCUUAGCGGUCGGCCUAGUAAUGGUCCAGGACCCGGCGCUUGUGGAAAGGUUAGCUGUGCAUACAGAAGUGCUAUUUGGUGGUGUAACGACGUAAGCGACUGA